AUGCCCAUCGAGUUCUUCAGCUCGGACGACUCAGAUUUCUCCGAGACAGACAUCUCCCUCCGCCGCGGAGAAUCUCGAAGCCAUGUCCGCCGGCGCUCGCACUCGCGCCACCGCCAAUAUGAGCCAAGAGUGACCCUCGCACCAAUCCAAUCAACCCGUGUGCACCGGUCGGCCUCGACAGGCGGCAGUCGUCGCCACCAGCGCGACCCAGUAGUACCGAAUGUGACUAUCAUCAACGACGGACACUUAGAGAGCAGGCCGCAGAACCGGCGGGUGCACCAGGAGUUCACCGAACAGCCGCCGAGUCGCAGUCACGACCGCUUCGACGAUGUCGUCGUCAAUCUGCCGGUUUCUCCUGGCCACCGUGGGCGCGCCACCAGUGUCUCGCGCGACCACUCGCCCUAUCACCGCGACCAUGAACUUGUCAUGGGCCAGUAUCACCUGGAGCACGAGAAUCUCCGACAAGACAUGGAUAUUCGGCAAGCUCAGCAGGAGAUCGAGCGGCUGGAACGCAAGAUUCGCAAGAACCGUGAGAAGACGAAGAGUCGUGUUGUCGAUCGACAUGAGUCGUCGCAUGAGACACGCAUGACGAAGCAUGAGUCUGAUCUAUACGAGGCGGAGCUUGUUGAGCGGCUGGCGAAGUUGCAGCGGUAUGAGAGCAAGUUUGACGCUGAAGAGGCUGAGCGCAAGGCGGAGGAGCGGUAUCAGCUUAAGAGACUUGCGGAGGAGAAGAGACUCGCUGCUGAAGAGGAAGAGGUGAAGCAUAAGUUGCAGGAGGAGAGGUUGAGGGAUAUUGCGCGCAGGCAGGAUGAGAAGGCGCAGAGGGAUAAGCUCAUGAAGGAAGAGAAGUGGAAGGAGCUUGCGAGGUUGAAGGAGGAGCAGGAGGAGAGAGACAAGCUGAUCAAAGAGGAGAAGUGGAAACAGCUCCAGCGGGAGAAGGAGGAAGAGGAGGAACGAGAGAAGCUCAUUAAGGAGAUUAAAGAUGAGGAAAUGCGGAAGGCGAAGGAGGCCGAGGAGAAGAGGAAGAAGGAGAUUGCUAUGAAGGCUGCUGCUGUUGAGGAGUGGAAGCUUGAACAGGAGCGCAUCAAGCAGAGGCAGGCAGAGGAGGCGGCGCGCAAAGCAAAGGAGUUCCGCGAUCAUCUUCAAAGCCUUGGCUACAGCGAAGCGGAGAUUGAUGCCAUCAUCAACAAGAAAAAGGACGAGAAAAAGAAGGAAGAGGAGAAAAAGAAGGAGGAACCAAAGAAACCUGAUGAAAAGGAUGUCAAGCUCACGUGGAUUAAGGUUCAUCGCAAGCACUUGCUGCCAGAAACCCUUAUUCACUUCAAUCUGCCUUGGGAUUGGGAUGAGGGCGACACCAACUAUAUUAUCAUCAAGCGAUGGAUCACCGAGGAGUUCCAAGAAGAACUUUUUGCCCACACCCGAGCUAUUCGCGAGCGCAAGGUCAUUGCCGAAACAUCCCACUCAAGGACUGAACUGAGGGUCAAUGACCGCAACAAGGACAGGUUGUACCUAGUCCGGAGGAAGAGCCCCAGUCGUCGGGUCCGCCUCGGGGCAUAA
This is a messenger RNA of Penicillium bovifimosum, 1557 nucleotides long. RefSeq lists its product as uncharacterized. The transcript has 3 exons. The coding region runs from base 1 to 1557 and encodes 518 amino acids. NCBI's taxonomy places the organism in Eukaryota, Fungi, Ascomycota, Eurotiomycetes, Eurotiales, Aspergillaceae. The record is from RefSeq and is a predicted model, not a curated record.